This is a messenger RNA of Gigantopelta aegis, 1752 nucleotides long. Its product is annotated as probable G-protein coupled receptor Mth-like 12. Gene Ontology annotation, cellular component: membrane. The record is from RefSeq and is a predicted model, not a curated record. Gene Ontology annotation, molecular function: G protein-coupled receptor activity. Bases 1 to 1752 code for a protein of 583 amino acids. NCBI's taxonomy places the organism in Eukaryota, Metazoa, Mollusca, Gastropoda, Neomphalida, Peltospiridae. The transcript has 3 exons. Gene Ontology annotation, biological process: G protein-coupled receptor signaling pathway; cell surface receptor signaling pathway.
AUGGCAGUCAUUCUACAGAUAAAAUAUGAUGUGGUGGCACUUGAUGUUUACGUGUCCAUUUCCACUGUCCUGAUGGAUGUUCUAGCUGCAGUCACCGUUAUCGCUGUUCUGUGUAACGCUGUCGCACAAGACGAUGAAUACAGCUCCAAUCGUACCCUCCAGUUUAAUGACACUUCUACGGACACCUGUCGCUGGCUGAGCUGCCCACGUGGAAGAUAUUUACUAGAAGGUGACUGCGUCUACACUGAGUACAACAUAACAGAAAUAGAAUAUUGGUUUGAAGCUGCCUUUACUCUCCCCAUCAGCAACGGCACCAAACAGUACACAAAUCAAAGUCUAGAAAACAUGGUAUUUGGGUCGUUGUCAAGACUGUUUUCUAGAGAACAAGUUAGACUUUUUGAAGUUCAGAUAAAAACAUACGUAAGUAGGUAUACUCUGUUAGAAACAGUGAGCGUUCGCUGUGCCUUUCUACCGUUGGUUAACUUAAACAGAACAGUAUUUGAGGAAACCAUGACAAGUUCCAUUUUUCAAGACUGGUAUCUACAUACAAACCACACAGUGUUUUCACUGCGACCUGAGAACUAUGACAGUAAGGAUGUGAUGAAUACUACAAGGACGCGGAUAUACAUUCUGGAUCCGGAAACAGGCGAAUGUUGUCGACCACUAAGUAACGACACCAAACCCUCAGAUAUGGACGUCGAUCUUAUAACUGGUCGACUAACCAACGUUGUCCUCACACACGUACCGUACUGUCCAUACGUCAGGUUAAACCACACAGACUUCACACUGACUGAUGACGUCGUGUCACUGUUGUUUGCAGACGUGAAACUGACCAACGGAACUUACGUCAUACAACAGUCUGACCUGCUGGUCUGUCGUGACCUUGUUGUUGACCUGUACCAGUCUGCUACUUCCAAACCGGAACCAACAAUAGGGCCGAUCCCGUUCUUGGUCUGUACAUGCAUUUCCUUGUUUUGUUUAGCGCUGACCUUCAUCACGUUUUGCACGUUUUCGGAAUUGAGGACGCUGCCGACCAAGAACAACAUGUUCCUCGUCAUAUCCCUGUUCUUAGCCCAGGGGAUUCUCCAAUUCUCGUCGUUGCUCACAUUCAACAAAUUACUCUGCUCAGUCGUGGGUCUCAUCAUUCACUUGUUCUGGCUCACAGUCUUUCUCUGGAUGAACGUCUGCUCAUUUCACAUGUUUUACAUCUUUGUUAUUUCCAAAGUUUUGAUGGUGAACAGUAGAUCUCCGAAAUGGCUCCUCAGAAGGUACGUGAUCUACGUCUACAGCAAGGCAAUACUUCUUGUGAUCAGCAACAUGUUGGUCAAUGCAGCUUUCGGAACGGAGGUUGGCUACGGGGGUCCUUACUGCUAUCUGUGGCCAGGAGACGCAACAUCCAUCGCCAUGGUAGUCCCCAUUGUUCUCAUUUUGUCAGCAAAUGUUGUAUUUUUGGUCAAGACGAUUCUCGGCAUAUCUAAGGUUAAAGAGAUGAAGCGAGAAUCGGGCAGCGAGAGAAAUAACAUAUUUGUCUAUCUGAAACUGUCCAGUCUAACUGGUGUUGUGUGGCUGUUGGCAAUUAUGACGAUGGUGAUAGCAUACUCACCUCUGAAAUACGUCACGAUAGUGCUAAGCACAUGUCAAGGUGUCUUCAUCUUCUUCUCCUAUGUAGCAAACUACAGGACUUUAGCUCGUUGGGCUUCCCUUUGUGGAGUACCACUGAAGGAACAUUCUAGAACGAGCACAUCAGUCUAA